UCAUUCAAAACAAAAAUAAAUUUUUGAUACCUUCGAAUUUAAUGCUGCAGCUGGGGAAACCCACCCACCACCACCACCACCUCCCCCCCUUCCUCAAAAAAAUAUCCUUCUCUCUCCUCUCCCCAAAAAUGAAGAAUAGAAAACCCUUCUUUUCUUCCCUUCCCCCCCUUCAAAAUGUCCAACACCACUCCGAUCCCCACCCCCAGUGCUUCCUCCACCACCACCAACACCACGUCUUCUACCUCACCAGCUUUUAUACCCAGCAGUUUUGGACCCUACCCUUAUAACUUCAACACCGGUGACCAAAACCCAUCUGGUGGUGGUGGUGAUUAUUUCUUGCAAAACCUAACCAACCUAGGCCUGGGUUAUGCAAUUGCUAUUGCUCUAGGCUUUCUUGUUCUGCUCUCAACACUGUUAUUAGCUUCUUAUGUAUGUUGCCGUGCCCGUGCACGCAACCGCAACAACAAUCAUCAAUCACAUCACCAUCAUCAGAGUGAUCAUGUGAGUCAUAGUAAUAAUGGGAUUAUAUUGCCUAGAAUUAUAUUUGUAGCUGAAGAUGAUGAUGAGGAGAAUGGUAUGCGAGCAGAUGAGGAGAAUAUUGUUAUGGGUCUUGAUCAGAUGGUUAUAAAUUCAUACCCCAGAUUUUGUUAUUGCAAAAAUGAAAAGGAUUUUGGGAAGGAAAAUGAUUCGGUGUGUUCGAUUUGUUUAUGUGAUUAUAAAGAUGGUGAAAUGUUGAGGAUGAUGCCGGAUUGUAGACAUUAUUUUCAUCUUAUGUGUGUUGAUGCCUGGUUAAGGCUUAAUCCCUCAUGUCCUGUUUGUAGAAAUUCUCCAUUACCAACUCCAUUGUCUACUCCUUUAUCUGAACUUGUUCCUCUUUCUCAUUAUCCUGCUGGGAAUCGAAGAAGGUAGCCCCAAUCUUACUUUUUUUUUUUUGGUCAUUUUAGUAUUAGUAAUUAGUACUAGUUCUGGCUUGUUUUUUUUUUUAAUAAUUAUUAUUUUGGUGUCUUGAUUAUGUAUAAAUUUUGUGGUUAAAGGUUUGGAAUUUUAAUGGGAUCUUGGAUUGAUUUACUGUGAUUGUUAUGAAAUUCUUAUGGGGUUGACUUCAA
Molecule: messenger RNA, 1106 nt
Organism: Papaver somniferum (opium poppy)
Lineage: Eukaryota; Viridiplantae; Streptophyta; Magnoliopsida; Ranunculales; Papaveraceae
Product: RING-H2 finger protein ATL67-like
Exons: 1
Coding region: 175-909 (244 amino acids)
Biological process (GO): protein ubiquitination
Molecular function (GO): transferase activity
Source: RefSeq, a predicted model, not a curated record